This is a messenger RNA of Loxodonta africana (African savanna elephant), 2379 nucleotides long. RefSeq names its product plasminogen activator, urokinase (gene PLAU). Gene Ontology annotation, molecular function: serine-type endopeptidase activity. Gene Ontology annotation, biological process: regulation of cell adhesion mediated by integrin; fibrinolysis; plasminogen activation. The record is from RefSeq and is a predicted model, not a curated record. The transcript has 11 exons. Bases 124 to 1431 code for a protein of 435 amino acids. Lineage: Eukaryota; Metazoa; Chordata; Mammalia; Proboscidea; Elephantidae.
UGCGGAGCCUGGAGCCCCGAAGCCCGGCCGAGUGUCUCCCGGUCCCCAGCGCUCUCAGCCCCGCGCCCCUCCCGCCGCCGCCGCCGCCCCCGAACCGCUGUCGACAGCCCCAGCCUCGCCACCAUGAGAGUUCAAGUGGCGUGCCUCCUUCUCUGUUUCCUGCUCGUUUGCGACUCCAAAGGCAGCCGAGAACUGCAUCGAGGGUCUGGUGCAUCGAACUGCAGCUGUCUGAACGGAGGAACAUGUGUGUCUUACAAGUACUUCUCCAACAUUCAGCGAUGCAACUGCCCAAAGAAAUUCCAAGGGGAACACUGUGAGAUAGAUACUUCAAAAACCUGCUACCAAGGGAAUGGUCACUCUUAUCGAGGGAAGGCCAACAUGGACACUGAGGGCCGGCCCUGCCUGGCCUGGAACUCUGCCUCUGUCCUUCAGAAAAAGUACAAUGCCCACAGAUCUGACGCCCUUCAGCUGGGCCUGGGGAAACAUAAUUAUUGCAGAAAUCCAGACCAUCAGAAGUGGCCUUGGUGCUAUGUGCAGGUUGGCCUAAAGCAGCUUGUCCAAGAGUGCCGGGUGUAUGACUGUUCUUUGGGGAAAAAGCCCUUCUCUCCUCCAGAAACAUCAGAGUUUCAGUGUGGCCAGAAGGCCGUGAGGCCCCGCUUUAAGAUUGUUGGGGGAGAAUUCACAACUAUUGAGAACCAGCCCUGGUUUGCGGCCAUCUACAGGAGGCACCGGGGAGGCUCAGUCACCUUUGUGUGUGGCGGCAGCCUCAUCAGUCCUUGCUGGGUGGUCAGCGCCACACACUGCUUCAUUAAUUACCAGAAAAAGGCGGAGGACUACAUCGUCUACCUGGGUCGGUCAAGGCUUAACUCUAAUACGUCUGGGGAGAUGAAGUUUGAGGUGGAAAAGCUGAUCUUUCAUGAGGGCUAUAGUACGGAAACACUUGCUCACCACAACGAUAUUGCCUUGCUGAAGAUCCGUUCUGACACGGGCCAGUGUGCGCAGCCAUCCCGGACCAUACAGACCAUCUGCCUGCCCCCACAGUAUGACGAUGUCCGUUUUGGUGCAAGCUGUGAGAUCACUGGCUUUGGAAAAGAGAGUUCCACUGGCUAUGUCUAUGCGGAGCAGCUGAAAAUGACUGUUGUGAAGCUGGUUUCCCACGAGCAGUGUCAGCAGCCCCACUACUAUGGCUCCGAAGUCACCCACAAAAUGCUGUGUGCUGCUGACCCACAGUGGAAAACAGAUUCCUGCCAGGGGGACUCGGGUGGGCCCCUGGUCUGCUCCAAUGAAGGCCGCCUGACACUGGCUGGGAUAGUGAGCUGGGGUCGUGACUGUGCCUUGAAGAACAAGCCAGGCGUCUAUACAAGGGUCUCACAAUUCCUGCCCUGGAUCUACGCUCACAUCGGGGAAGAGGAGAAUGGCCUAACCCUCUGAGGACCCCAGGGAGCCGAGAGAAGAAAUGGGCACCUCCUACUCCCAUGCUGAGCAUCGUUUUUGCAGUAGGGCCGUCUCCACCAGAUAUAAGGAAGAGACUGGAGAAGACUGGCUCUGCAGAGAUGGUUUUUGCAUGUGCUGCCUGCCAGGGUGAGCAACAUAGCUUUACCCUCAGAUACAGGCCUGGGUACUGGCCACCCAGACCCCCCUGGCCAGAAUGGAGCGCUGGUCCUGACUCAGGAUGGUAUUGCUCAGCUGUUUGUCUUUUUCUGGACUAAAACCUCCUGGAGUUAAAAAUGACGUCUCCUGUGCAUGGGUGGAAGGAGAACCAGCUCCCUCAAUAGUGGGCAUUCAUGAGGCACACCGCUGGGAAAUGAAUAAUUUCCCCGUUGGGAAGUGUAGCAGAGCUGAGGUCUCCUAAGGGAGGCUGGCCAAUGUGGGAACAGCAGUUUGGGGAGUAGAGACACUAAUGAAUUGAGGGCAGGGCUCUGGCAUUCCAUGCAUGUGUCAGGAGAUAUUACAUGUGUGUAGGCUGAGCACUUGGUCAUGGGCUCUAAGUGGCAGUGUAAGAGCUGGUGCAUCCCUGUGUCUGCAUUUCUCUAAACUGUGGGGACUGUGAUGCCACACAGAGCGGGUCUCUCUGUAGAGGUCGUGGGUCACUCCCAGGGCCUCUUGGCUGUCACACGUGAUGACACCUGUGAAUGUAUCAUUCCGGUGCACAACCCAUACCUAGCACUAAAUGUCUCCGUUUCAGUUUCACGUAAAUGUCCCUUUCUUGGCCAGUUAUCCCGUCUGACCUUCCAGCCUAGUUCAUCCAAUCCUCACUGGGUGGGGUGAGGACCACUCCCGUACACUGAAUAUUUAAUGAUUAUAUUCUGCUAUUUUUAUUUAUAUCUAUUUUUGUAAUUUUGAAUAAAGAUGAUCAAUAAAAUAUGACUUUUCUGAGGA